UUCAAAAUCGCGAGAUGGGAAAAUGGUGUUUAUAAGGAUUUUCAUACACUAAGGAGAGUAAGAAGAAACUUACAGAUGGUUAUAACUCAGCAUUUCAGUGAUACCACAGUGAUGCCUGGCGUUGAUGUAAGUCUUCACUGCACCGUAAAUGGGCCACAUCCAGCCAGGUUUAUAUGGGAAAGAGACGGCCUGGUCAUUUCUUCUAACACAGAUUCUAGGUACGCCAUCGGGCAAACCAUGGCAGCUGAUGGUGGAGUCACGACUCAGCUAAACAUAUCACAUGUUAGAGUUGAUGAUGGGGGACUGUUCUCAUGCUCUGCUCAUCAUGGAGAGAAUACCGUGUCUCAUCACGACAGGGUAAACGUGUAUGGCCCUCCCUAUAUUCGCACUCUUCCUCCGUUUAAGGUCCAAAGCGGUCAGAGUGUCACAUUUCGAUGUCCUUAUUAUGGAUACCCGAUCAGAGACAUAACAUGGGAAUACAGAGGCAAAGAAAUCGGUUCAGACGUCCAACAGACGAAUAGAUAUAAAAAAUCAAUUAACAACACAUCGUUUAGCAUAGAAAUAUACGGCCGUAAACCUAAGUUAAGAGAAAAAAGGGAAUUAGCAACAGUCAGUAAUAACGGUGUUCUUACUAUAGGCAAAGUUUCGAAAGCCGACAGCGGUUCAAAUUAUGCCUGUGUCGUAAGAAGUCCUACUGGUGAAAUGGCAAAAAGGUCUUUCGAGUUGCACGUGGUAGAACCGCCACAAUUGGAGGAAAUAUUACUACCCUCAGACCUGCAGGAAGGUCAAAUUGUUCAAAUACAUUGCAACCUCAAGACGGGAGAUUCACCAGUGUAUUAUUCCUGGUUGAAAGACGGCAAGAAAAUACCGACGCAUUUGAAGAUUGCCGAGCGUAGCUUGGAGGUGUUUAGUGUGCUUAUUAUCAAGAAUGUCUCCUUGGAACAUUGUGGAACGUACACUUGUGUGGCAGCUAACCACGUCGCCAAAGUGAACAGGACAGUUAACUUGUACAUUAAAGUUGCCCCAAAAUGGAGUGAAGAGCCUCAGAAUACUUCGCUGCUUUUAGGCAGAAACGGUCACAUAUCUUGUAGUGCUAAUGGUUAUCCACAGCCUCAGACUCAUUGGCUAAAAAAAGAUGUGGUAUCAGAAACAUGGCGUCCAGUACUAGAAGUAGCAGGUGGUGGUGUCCUGAGUCUGUCAAAUGGCUCCUUAAUAUUUGACUCGGUAGCCUUGUCUGAUGGUGGACUGUACACUUGUCAUGUCGAGAACGGUGUUGGUGAAGCACUCAGCAAGACCAUUUGGAUCUCUGUUAAUAAACCAGUAACAUUCGACUUAGUAUCAAGAAACCUUACAGCAAAAUUAGGACAACAUGUUUCUGUAGAGUGCCAAGCAAAGGGCGACGACCCUAUAAGAAUCAUGUGGACUAGAAACGGAAAACCUAUUAACCCUUUGACUCAGAGGGUGAAAAUAUCAGAGGUGAAGUCAGAAGAUGGACUGACGAGUAUCCUGGAGUUGCUACAGACGGAAACAAGUGACGGUGCUUUAUACCAGUGCAGAGCUGGUAAUCCGUUUGGAGCUGAUGUUUACAGUGUUCAUCUCACUAUACUAGAGCCACCAUCACCACCGACGGAUUUAUCAGUGGACUCCAUAAAAAGUCGUUCAGUCAGGUUGUCCUGGAGAGAUAUGACCAGGACCCUGGCUCAGUACUAUAACCUGCAGAUAACCAGCACUCAGCGGCAAUCCUGGAGUACCGCGAGGAGUAUCAACAUUACUAGGUUAGAAGAGAUCCGUCAUUCCAUAGACGUAGAUGACCUGCAACCUUCGACCAGUUACACGGCUCGUGUGGCUGGUGGGAACCAGGCAGAUCUCAGUGUGUACUCUACUCCUGUCAGAUUCAUUACUACAGAAGAAGCACCAUCGUCACCACCAGUAGGAGUGCAGGUAGAACAAACGGACUCGCCAGGAGAAUUGCGAGCCAGAUGGUUGCCCCCUCCAGCUGAUGCUCACAAUGGCCAGAUUAUAGGAUACCGGUUAAGAGCUGUGCCACAGCUAACUGGGGUCAAAGAAGCCGAAGAAGCCAGCGACAAAAUAAUAAAAACGACCUCGUUAUAUUCUAAACAAGAAACAAUUAUCACGGGUCUCCUAAAAGGUGUAAGGUAUUCAGUGUCAAUAGCUGCUUUCAAUGGCGCGGGGACUGGUCCAUUUUCUAUACCACUAUUCCAAGACACCAGAGAAGGAGCUCCAGAAGAAGGUCCAUCAUCAGUGGAGUGUGGUGGAGUGACGUCAACAGCAUUGAGGGUGAGCUGGCAGCCAAUACCUCCACACAAGCAAGCCGGGGCUCUCAUUGGAUACACUGUCUUAUUUGCUGCACAAGGUCGACACUGGCAGAACGCAACGUCCCUAGUUACCGAACUACGGUUGCAAGGCUUGCUCAAGUAUACCAACUACACAAUCAAAGUUGCUGGCUUUUCAAACUACGGUAGUGGACCAUUCUCCUUCCCUAUUGUGUGUUCCACUAUGCAGGAUGUGCCCGAAGCUCCAGCAGAAAUCAAGCUCCUCUCUCAAUCUUCGCAUAGCUUGUUAGUUAGCUGGAAGAAACCGAGGCAACCUAAUGGCAGACUUCUGCAUUACACGGUUUACUGCAAACCAACUGCAAGCAACGAUGGUCCCCAAACCAUCCGAGUGGAAGCCCCUUCGAACACAGAAGCGUACGAACGGACCCAAACUAUAGAACUCAAAGGUCUGGACAUGGGCCAGCAGUACGACGUGUGGGUGACGGCGAGUACUGCGGUCGGCGAGGGCCCGGAGAGCAGGAGGGUUACCAACACUCCUUCUCAGAGAGUGGUGGCAGGAGUAGCAUCAUUGGGUGGUGAAGUAACAGUGGCUGUCAGAAAUUCCUUGCUGUUGGAGUGUAUCAGCGUUGGGUCACCACCACCACGCACCGUGUGGUAUCACAACCAGAAUAUCAUCACGCACCAUCCCCGGUUUACGAGGAAUAGAGACGACAGUUUGCUGAUAAAAAGUAUCGACCAAUCACUAAGCGGGAACUACACUUGUCUAGCCAAGAACCUAUACGGCUCAGAUUCUGUUGUGUACUCUGUCAAAGUGUUGCCUUUACCUGAUCCUCCAAGUUUGAGGGCCACUCCGUACAAGGACUCAAUUGUGGUUGAGUGGGAUGAGGUCAGAACGCACGGGAAUGAUUCCCUGAUUGGUAUGAGUUACAAUCUAACUUGGAGGGAGGGAGAUGGCCUGUGGCAAGAAGCGUGGCCGGUAGCAAGGGAAACCCGUCUUCCUGGCAUUCAACAGCAUACUCUGACAGGACUCAAAUGUGGCACCAAAUAUUCUAUCAGGGUGACAGCUACUGACAGCGUUGGCACCUCGGCACCAGCUCAUAUUGAUGUCACCACCUUAGGUGGAGCCCCAGUGUCUCCACCAUCAACGGACUGGUUGUGGAGCAACGCUACUCACAUCUACAUCCAGCUGAGCGGCUGGGACGAUGGAGGAUGUGACGUCACCAAAUGGGAUGUCGAUUACCGGCUGUUGGGGUCCAGCUCUUGGCUUCGAGCUGAGAAUAGAGCGCCUCUAGACCUAAACCUGGGUUGGAACUACAUGGAGAGCUACCAAGCGCCCCCACUACGCUCCAACCCUACAUCCUACGCCGUGGGAUCUCUCUCCCCUGGCAGCUGGUACCAGCUAAGAGUCACUGCCAUCAAUGAUGCUGGCACCGCUUCCACUAUCUACACUUACUCCACGAAGACCAUUGAUGGAGAGGAAAUCGGUCCACCGUCAGAGUUCUUCGACCUGAACAUGCUAGUCAUAAUCUGCAGCUCCAUCCUGCUGGUGGUGUGCCUUCUAGCAUUCAUCUGCAUAUUAUUUAGAAGACACAGGCAAAACUACUCCUCUCAGUACCGUCAUUCGAUAGCUGAAGAGGUGAAGUCUCGCAACGAGAGUGUGGCCUCACACUCGGAACAUAAGGAGAGAUAUGCCCACGCGCCGAGGAUUUACACCUCGCCUAUACACGCCAGAAAGAGCAGUAAGAAUGAAAUGUUCGAGAUCAGUCCGUACGCAGAAUUCGCUCUUGGAUUCAGGACUUUCGACCACGUGGAAAACCAGGACCUUCCUAGCAGACUACCUAGCAGACCAAGAUUCGAUACCGAGACCAGCUUCCAGAAUCGGUCGGAGUCUGAUGAUAGUGACAGCACUUCCAAAGCCACAGUCUCUGCCGUGCCUCGACGACACUGCCGAACCCCACACCACAGAUAA
Molecule: messenger RNA, 4263 nt
Organism: Pectinophora gossypiella (pink bollworm)
Lineage: Eukaryota; Metazoa; Arthropoda; Insecta; Lepidoptera; Gelechiidae
Product: Down syndrome cell adhesion molecule-like protein Dscam2
Exons: 30
Coding region: 76-4263 (1395 amino acids)
Biological process (GO): cell-cell adhesion
Molecular function (GO): protein binding
Source: RefSeq, a predicted model, not a curated record